AUGUCCAAGCCUGAGCUUUUGGAUGUUGGCAGCUGUUUGAGUAGUACAGGGCUUGAAGAUCGCGACAAGCUGGACCGUAUCUUGUCAAGCUCCCCCAUCUCGUCGCAAUUGUCUAAUUCACCACCUCAGCCCACCAGCCCACAUACAGCUGCAGCUGCAGCCUGGGCUAGGAGCACGGUCGUCACAUCUCCAGCACAAGGGCCCCAAUCGACACCAUCCCCACAGCGGAAGGGAGCAAACGACUCGACGUCGCUGUCUCAACUCCAUCAUCGGCUGCGCCCGUUGGCUGCGCCGCCUCAAGAAGCAACCACCAACGACACCACGGCGGACGGCGGCGUCAUUGUUAAACAAGACCAAUUUGACACCAACAGAUAUACGACAGCGCCCGGCUGGUCUUGCUCGUCUGAACUAGUUCCCGUACAGUUGCCGCCGUCGUUGGAUUCCAGCGCUACCGGUAAUUCUUCUCCAGAUCUCCAACUGUCACCGCACGCGCAUCUCGCCAGACUAAAUUGCGACGGAAACCACCCUGGCGCAACCCGCACAAGACUUGACUCCAGAUCGACCAGCUUAAACGUCGCCCUGGCCCCUGCGCGCAACGCAGGCGAGCAAAACAACAAACCGGACUUUGCGCCGUUGUCGCCUGACAUCACGGGCGCUAGGCUGGAGCCUUUGGGCAAAGACGCCCGUGAAAACGGCCUUGUAUUGGAGGGGGCCGCAGCCGUGGCACCCAACGGCCGCGACAGGCCCGAGGAGGAGCCGGAGCGGAGCGAGGGUGAUGGUCAAGAGGCAACAAUUGACUUUGCCGACGCGACCUGGGACGAAGACGGAGACGACCACUUCACUCUGGUUACGCCUCAAUCCAUAGAGCUCACACCAGCAAAGGGCCAAGUGCGCAUUGUUACGCCCCGGCGCGGGUCGGCCAACGCGAUGAUUUUUGGUCACAAGCAACAGGGUCAGCAAGACCAGCAGCAUCAGCAGCAGGGUCAGCAGCAGCAAUAUUUUCUACCGCAGCAAAACCAGCAACAACAACGACAACAGAAUCAUCAGCAAUAUGGCCAGCCGCAACAGUUCCUCCCUCAGGCGCAGGGCCAGUUUGUUCAGCUUACUCCCCAGCAACAGCAGAUGCUUCAGCAGCAAUUUCUUCAGCAACAAUAUCAGCUCCAACAGCUGCAAAUGCAGCAGCAGCAGCAGCAACAGCAGCAACAGCAACAACAACAGCCGCCACAGCAAAAUCUCCAUCAAUACCAGAAUCAACAGUUUCAACUUCAACCACAACAAGCAUAUCAGCAAGAGUCCCCUGAAAAUGUCGGUCGUCAAUCGUCGUUUGUAGGGUUGCCCCUGAUUCGUCGCACUUCCACAUUUAGCAAGUCGCUCAGUAAAUCAUCCGACGAUUUCAAGGGUAUUGCUGGUGGCAGCCCCGAUCCCAGCCCUGACCCCGGUGCCCGGUCGGAUCAGGAGCUGUUCUCGCAAAUACCCAUCCCGCCGAUCCCUCAGGACCCUGAGCCCGGUACUAGCACACAACUUAGUUAUACACAGACGCCCAUCCACAUGAGCAAGCCCGUUUUCCCGUUUACACCUGUCGCUCCUUCCGGUAACUUUGAGGUCAAGUCGCCCGUCGGCCAACCAGGACGGUAUGUAGAGCAUGGGUGGCAGGUGGACAGCCCUGUCGAAGCGAAGGCGCAACCCGGCAAGUCUUUUGGCAGACUUCUACAACAGCAACCCAAAUCUCAGCCCGCUCCCCAACCCCAUACCCAGAAGGUUACCGCUGAGAGUACGAAUGUCAACGACUACAAUGCAAACAAGCAUACAUCUCCGCCCGUCCGGAACCAGACGGGAUUUAGCCCACCGAUUCCCGCCGGCAAUGGAAAACACUUGCAUACGCCUCCCACAGCAGGGUCCGGGUGGACGCUCCAAGAAACAAAACCGAUGGAGCCGCUGCGAGCCGUGCGCCCCCGCCAAUCUCAGCUCAACAUGGGUGACCAGUAUGCCCUCGACAAGGAGACGGGCGCAUCGAGUAGGGUAUCUUCGUCACCACCAAGCUCUCCAGAAUAUCGUCGUGACGACGAAAAGGACUCUCCGGCUGGCUCUAUGGGCACUCCAGGAAGGAAAGCAAACAAAAUCCAGACUGGCCACCCGGCCGCGGGACUGGGUGUCAGCCAGCAGCAGCAGCAGCAGCAGCAGCAGCGCUUCGAUGAGAUGUCCCCACUUGAGCCUCCAAAACCGAUAUUCGACCCCAAUGGCAUCACGCGGACGCAGACGAACGAGUCGGUGGAGUCAAACGGGAGCUUAUUGGGAAAGCUUCGAAGCAGAUUCAACCAUGAAAAGGCAAUGACGAUGUCGGCGAAUGCAGCGCCUGGCAAUACUCCCUCCGCAGGACGGCUGAGCGUAGACCAGAAUAGGAGGAAUCCGGAUAACGUAUCCCUUGCUCCUAGCUACGACGGAAUGCCCGGUAAGAAGAAGAACCGUGGCUCGUGGCUGGCAUUGCGGGGCGACAAGAAAGCUGGAGAGCAGAUCGAGGCUGAUGGAGAAGCUCCGGGGGAGCAACUCGUGUCCUCACCCGUGAAGUCAACAACGUUUGGGCGCAAUGGCAACGGCCUGCAGUCGGCGCAAGCACCGCAGACGGGCCCGCAGCAGCCUGGAGGACCAAAUGCUGCCGUCCCUGGGAGGCCAUCGAUGUCAGAUGCACGCCCCAACGGAAUGGCAGCUGCAGCUUCUCAGGGAGGUGCUCCACAGCCCAGCCAGAAGCAAAGCCUAUCAAACAAACUGUCUGGCCUCCUCAACACUAUCACGGAUUCCAAACCUCCAAGGCAGCCACAGCAGCAGCCUCCCAGCUCGUCGCAUGGCCUCAACCCAGUCAUGGAGGAACAGUCCGGGAACCAGAACCAAUUUGGACAAGGCUUGCGUCCUGUGACUGCCGGCGCACCAUUGAGCAGUGGUCAACAGCAGUCCAACAUGACGGCUCUCGGCUCCGGGCCGCCCGGCCAGCCACCCCCAGGGGCAGCUGCCCUGACUGGACUGUCUAACAAGCAAGAGUCUGCGAAGGCUGACCAGCAACCUGGCGCCCAACCCCGUAUUGGCCUCAGUGCACAUCCCGCACUGAUUGGGACACAGGGGCCUGCGACCAGAAAACGCAGCGACACCGCGAACUCGAGACCUUUCACAUCUGCAUCCAACAUGCCAGCGCAGCAGUCCUCGGAUGUUGAGUCCAUGAACCUUGGGCCGCCUCCUAGAACAAAAACAGGCGCGCCAUCCAUCGCAGAAUCCGAGCGUAGUGCCAAGAGAGUUUCUAGCACCUCGGCUUUCCUGAGCGGUCUAUUUGGCAUCAAGGCUGGCAAAGGCAAGGAAUCAAAGUCGCAGGCUGAUCAAAGUCAGAUGACUCCUCUCAGUCAGACAGGUAUGGGUGGUUCGGCUCCCCCCAACGGGCCUCAGCCAGGCCAACCAGUUCCCAUCCAGCUUGGCCGUGGCAUGCCGGUCCCAGGCCAGCCAUUCCUGAUUCAGCAACAGCCGGGGCAGCCCCCUAUGGUGGUGCAACCUGGCCCUCCCGGGGCACCGCAACCGCAGCACACCCAGCGCAUGGUCCUAGUCCCUGGCCCGGACGGUCGAUUGGUAAUGAUGCCUAUACCUCCGGGCAUGGAGAUACAGAUGCGGCCACGUCCCGGCAUGCCUGGUCAGCCACCGUCUAUGACCCUGGUUCCCACACUACAACCGCAGCAACAGGCUCAAACAGGAGUCCCGGGCUCUUCACCCCCGGUUCCGCAAGGCCCACCAGGGCAGACUACUACUCACUGGCCGCUUGGUAGUAAUGGCUCGCCACAGCCUAAUCAAAACCAGCAGGCAUCCGCCAACGUGACCCCGGCCCAUUCUCCUCCCAUGGCCGGGGCUAACGGUUCGCAGUGGCUGGCGUCCGGUGCUCAGGGUCAAGCUGCACCUGGCUCGCUGGCAGGCAACGCUCAAUUACAACAGCAGUUCCAGCCUGCCCAGCAGAUUCUAAUUCGUGGUCAGUCGCCUGAUCAUCGCACGCUACCAUCCCAGAUGCUGCCUCCCGGAGGCUCAGUUGACCAAUCGGCAGGACUGAAUCAACCCUUUGCAAAUGUGGCCGCAUCCCAGCACCCGGAACACAAGCCCCUGGGAUCGCCACCGCUCGGCCAGAGUCAAAACAACCUUGGAAGCACGGAGCGCGCGGGAACACCGCCUAGGUCUAAGCACGACCGUCGUCGAUCGUCGGUAUCCUCAGCACAGCACAGUCCCCAGCUGGUUCCCCAUGCCUCGCCGCAUGUCAGGCGUGUCUCUACGCCGUCUGCGUCGCUGGGACAGCACGGAAGUCCUGCUUUCCAGCCAGCAGGCGUUUCUAUGCCGCCUGGAACGACUGCUGUACCCGGGACACAAAGCUCGCAGGCUCCGGCGAGGACGACGACAUCGCCGCUUCCUAGUCCGGGACUCGCCGACCAGGCACAAAACCCUUCUACGUCUCCCCAUACCAGCCCUGGUCUUGUAAGCCAAAUGGGUCAACUCAACUUGGGCCAAGGUCCGUCUGAGGGAAUGCAGGGCCAACAACAGAAGCCCCAGGCCUUGCCAGAAGAAUCACCGGCGAUACCAUGGCAGACCUACAACAACCAGGCACCGGCCCAGGGAGGGCGCCGGCCUUCAAAUACCUCGGGUGCACCGACGGAGCAUCAGAGCAGCGCAUCGAGAUUCUUCAACAAGCUCGCUGCGCCUCUUGCCAACGUGGGCUCGGGUGGGCCCCAGCAGCGGCAGGAACAAAAAGUCGACAAGAAGGCAGAUAAAAAGACGGAGAAGAAGAAGAGCGGCCUAGGGUUAUUCAACAUGAAGUCAUUGAAGCACGAGGAGCCGGUACCUGCCGAGGCACAGCCGGUGAGGCUUGGGCCGCCGCCUGGUGGCCCCCAGUAUGGCGAUAAAGGCCCACCGACCAUGUACGGACAGCCCAUCAACGGCCUGAACAGCGCGGCUCAGCACCAGCAGCAGCCGUCGUCGCAAGGUGCUCAACAGUCUCCUCCUGUUGGCGCUCCUGCCAACCAAAACCAGAUGAACCAGCAACCUACAGCUCAAGGUCAGCAGCAAGAACAAUUACAGGUCCCAGAGGACGCCCAAGCUCAGGGUGGCAUGCGUAUGGGUCAACACUCGCAGCUGCAGCCAGGCGUCCCGACCUCGCAGGCCCAGAUUUCUGGUAUCCCCAACACUGCUGCUGGCUUUGCCCAGUCACCACCACUACCGGGGGCUCCAUUCUACUCUCCUGGAGCUGUACCUGAGCCGCUGUUCAAGUCCAAUCGUAAAUUGGUGCAGGCGCAACAAGACGCUUCUUCCAAUCAGCACAAGCAGGGCUCCGCGAGCCAGCCGCAAAACAAUGAGCCCAUUUACGCACCCGUUGGGAUCCCUGCUGGAUACGCGACUGUUCGCAGCGAAGGCAGAAUGUUGCAGCACAGUGGCUCGCCGUACCUUGUCUCUCAUGGCUCGUCUCCUAACCAGUAUGUCGGUCAUCCAGCUUUCCAAAGCCCUCAACACACGCCACCUCAGCAGCAACAGCAACAGUGGAGUAGCUCAUCGACUCCGCCGCUUGGGCAACAGCAGCAGCAGCAGCAGCAGCAGCAGCAACAACAAGCUCAGCCUCAGCAGUAUCAACAACCUGGUAAUUACCAGAUGGUUAUGCAGAGUAUGCAGGGCCAAGGCUUCAACACGACCCAGGGCCCUAGGUAUAUGGGCAUGCAGAGUCACGAGCAACAGUUUGUAAACCAACAACAACUGCAACAGCUGGCGCAACAGCAGAUGCAACAGGAGCAGGGACAGCAGCCCCAGUAUCCACUGCAAGUGAGCUCUGCAUUUAACCAGGGAAUCGGGCAGCCUCAGCAGUUGACCAUGCAACAACCGCAGCCACAACACUUCAAUGUUCAGCAAGGCGUCCCUGGCCAGCAGGGCCAGCAGCAAUACCUCGGCCAGACCACCACCCCACCAACAUCGGGAGGAAACUUCAUAACCAUGGGCGGUUUUGUCGGGUCGACACCGCCAACUCAAGGGGGACAAUUCAGUCCGCCUCAACCUGGGUCUCAACAAGGCUCCCAGCAUGGCUCGCCUGCUCCGGGCUCAGCGGCUUUCAACGCGCCCCAGCAGCAACACAUGCAGCAGCAGCAGCAACAGCAUCAAUACCCGCAGCAGCAUAGCCACACGCCGAGUCCAUCACCCAGCCCGGCACCCAACGUGGUAUACCCAGGCGCUGUGCAAGCUGUUGGUCAGCCUGGGUCUGGGCGGCCGACUCCUACUCAAUCACCAGAUCCGGCUCAACCCCAGACCACUUCGCCACCUUUGCCGCACAUAAUGCAUCCUGGAUCUCCUCACAGCUACCCGCUGCCUGAGUCGGCCCGUGCCACGACCUUCUCGCCCGUCAAUCCUGCAGCUAGGGCUAUGCCCAACCCACCUCUGCCCCAGCAAGGCCCCAUGGGAACGAUACCAGAAGGGACUGCCCAGCAACAGCAGCAGCUACAUCACCAGCAGUCGAUGCAGCAUCUCAACGACGCUGAUCUCCAGCGUCAAAACAGCAUGAUCAGCCAGGUGUCGUCGGUUCACCCGGCUGGUGGUUUUGCGUCCACCAACGAAGUAUCCCGCAUGACAAGUGGCGCAGGAAGCAGUGGAGGCGGUGGUCAGACGGCGGGGCCAGUCAUUUCUUCGGCCGAGACAUCGCCCAUUCCAGAGCAGCACGCUAAAAUGGCCAACAUCAACUCACAGCAGGCCAACCAGCGCUACGCGCAGGGCCAAGUUGAAAACAUUUACGAUACUUCACCGCGUAUGCAGCCCAACACCCAUUCCUCUCGCCCGCCCAUGGUAAAGGCUGGGCCCACGGCGUCUCAGGCAGCCUCACCGCCGCCGCACGUGGUAUAUUCACCACCUGCAUCACAGGCUGCCUCUCCACCACCGCACGUUGUAUACUCACCGCCCGUGUCGCAAUCCGCCUCCCCGCCGAUUCCUCAGCCUGUUGGUCCGCCGGUGCGUUCCACCGAUCUGCAGGCACAACAGCAGGAUCAGCUGCGGGCGCAGAACGCCUCGCCACCUUCGCAGAGCAGCAGCGCCACGGUGAUACAGCCACAGUCGUCCGAGCCGCCUUCGCCUACAGACGAGGAGAUUAGAAAAGUCGGAGGGACGACGACCGGUCACCUGACGGUCAAUGGUGGCUCCGACAACAACGGGGUUGGUGGGAGCAAGGGUGAGCUGGGACGCAAGGCGACGAUCCGGGCGACAUCGGCGGAGCAGUACGAAGAGGCAAAGCGAAAGAUGCUUCUUCGGGACCUGGAGGAGAAGAUCCCCGUCUUCAUCCAGGAGGACCCGCCACCAAUCAAGAAGGAGGAAGAGACCACGGUGCCCAAGAUGAGCGCCACCAGCUAUCCGGGCCAAGAGUGGAAUCCAUAUGGCGACGGGUUUGAGACAUGGGAGGAUUAA
This is a messenger RNA of Pyricularia pennisetigena, 7443 nucleotides long. RefSeq lists its product as uncharacterized. The transcript has a single exon. The coding region runs from base 1 to 7443 and encodes 2480 amino acids. NCBI's taxonomy places the organism in Eukaryota, Fungi, Ascomycota, Sordariomycetes, Magnaporthales, Pyriculariaceae. The record is from RefSeq and is a predicted model, not a curated record.